AUGGUAUCGCGAAAGCGCACCCGCUCCGAGGUGGACGCUCCGACGGAGCAGCCACGCGAGGAGCCUGGCUUGCUCACGCAGCUUCGAAACUCCUGGGAGUUUGCGAACCUCAUGCAGUAUAUCGCCAUCUUUGGGAAACCAAUGAAAAUCGACGAAGAUUUUGGAAUUGAAGAUCUGGAAAACGAAUGUCUUAAACCUGAACCUUCCGAGAAGCUUUUGGAGAUUGGGCUCUGUCUCCUGAAAUGGGUUUCGUCGCAUCGCGGACUUACGUUCGAUAAUUUUGACGAAUACACGCGACGACAGUACAAUGCAAAAGCCUCGCACCGUACAAACCCCUUCGGGCACGAUGAAGUCCCGAACAGGUUCUUGGACUUUGAUGUCUUUUUGAAACUUCAAGUCCUUCAUCAGCUUACCGUCUGGACAUUCUGGAACCCCGAUCGGAUCCGUGAUAAGAUGCCGGCACAAAGGGAGACGGACCAGUUGGAAUGGCGUAUUGAAGAAGUUGGGUACGACCGUCAAGGCCGAUACUACUAUAUUCUAGAUGAUAACCGACUCUACCGCCGUACUGACCCCCCUCUCCCUCCUCCGAAACCAGCAAAGUCCAAGUCCAAGUCCAAGCCCAAGCCCAAGAGAAAGAGUGCGCGAGCUGUGAGAGCGUCCAAGCGGAGAAAAGUCACCGGCGCCGACUACGAUGACGAAUCCGAGGAGGAGAACACUGAGGUGAAACUCGACGUCGAGGACCAAGACCCCUUUGAGGGAAUGAAAUGGGAAUGCAUCGCCGUUACGCUAGACGAUUACAAAGAGUUCCUAGAGUCGCUACGAAACACAAGAGAUGCGGACGAAAAGAUACUCAGGGGUAGGAUCGAAGAACAAGUGCUCCCGGUAAUUGAGCAGGAGGAAGCAUCCCAGGAGCGCCAAAAGGUUAAGCGCGAAAAGGAGCUCUUCAACCUCCAACUCAUCGCUGGUGCCAAGAGGUCAAGCCGUAUCGCCCAGAAGAGUGAGAAGGAGCGACACGACCGGGAGGCCAUUGAAGCUGCGCAGAAACGGGAAGAAGAACUCGCCGCCGCCCGCGAGGAGGAAGAGAGAUUGAAGAAAAUGGAACACGAACGGCAUUCACGUAUCAUGACGCGCGAACAGCGUAUCAAGGAGCGUGAAAGAAAACGUGUGCUGCACGAGGCCGAGCUGCAACGGAUUGAAGAGGAGCAAAAGAAGCUUGAAAGAGGGGAGAGCCGGAUUUCCGAACGGCAGCUUAAGUCGGAAUUGGAGAAACAGCGAAAGAACUUGGAGGAUCUCUCUCAAGAAGACGAGUGGAUCUUCGACUGUUCUGGCUGUGGUGUUCACGGAGAAAAUAUUGAUGACGGCUCCCAUAGCGUUGCUUGUGAGAACUGCAAUGUGUGGCAGCACAGCAAGUGCCUUGGGAUCAAACAGAACGAGGCUGAGAGCGAAGACUUCCAUUUCGUCUGCCGGGAUUGCAAACGCCGCGAAGAGGAAGCGAAGCUCCCCAAAUUGCCGCCGCUCAAGUUCAAGGUUGGUUCUUCGCCGUCUGGUCCUGUUGAAGGUCACCCAGAUGGCACGCCGGCCAAUGCGACGAAGGCUGUUCCAACUACGACAGAAAGCAAUGCGGCUGCAGCCCGGGCAGUCGUCAAUGGAUCCCCGACGAAACAACCACACCCUUCUCUACCUCAUCCGCCAAUCCAUGCUGUGCCUUUCCCCAUUUCUCCCGAACGCCGACCUCAAUCAUCGCAUGCAGCUCCUUUCAGCCCAUCUCGCGCGCCGUUCUCUCCUUCAAAAGGUGUGAACGGCCAUGUUUCGUCUCAAGAGCAGCCGAAGCUGCCGUCAAUCCACCAAUUCCCACUCAAUGGCCGUGGCCCGCUCCCUCCAGCCCCGACUUUUACUCGACGACCUUCAUCCUCUCACACAAUCCACAGCCCGACCCUCCCGUCCCCCAUCCAAAAUAGACCAUCAAUGUCUCCCACCCAAGGCAAUCGUGAUGUUGGACCUCUUGCCGGAUUCCCACCUAUGGCCUCUUCCGACGGCCCUGCGCCCUGGACGCCACAUCACACUCCGCGUCCUAGCACCGGAAAUCAGGCUUCGUUUUCCUCAAUUCACAGUGGAAACGUAUCGUUUACAGCGACCCCUACUGCGAACCGGGCUUCGUCCCCUCAUUCCCAGCAUGUUCUACUAUCCGGACUUAGUCCUACCAAACAAUCUCCACGGCCGGCGACUGCUGGAGGCAUGGCUGGUGCGCCGAUCUUGCCGCCAGUACAAAGGCUAGAGCCAAGUCCGAAGCUGAUGGGAAGAAGCUCGCCCGACGCUCCGAUUCCGCCGCCGGUGAAAUGCAUGACCCCGGAGCAGGAGGAGCGCAGGCAAAGAGAGAAUGCAAUGGGGCUACACAGCCAUCUCUCAACAAAUUCCAAUGGGCAACAUGCGAUGUCUUCGCCAUCAAUCAACCGGAUCCCUCCUCUAGAACCGUCGCCCCUGGUGCCGAAGCCUGAGCCUUCUACGCAGCCAGGUUCUCAGAGCUCGAACCACCCAUGA
Molecule: messenger RNA, 2538 nt
Organism: Aspergillus puulaauensis
Lineage: Eukaryota; Fungi; Ascomycota; Eurotiomycetes; Eurotiales; Aspergillaceae
Product: putative PHD finger domain protein
Exons: 5
Coding region: 1-2538 (845 amino acids)
Biological process (GO): regulation of DNA-templated transcription
Cellular component (GO): RSF complex
Source: RefSeq, a predicted model, not a curated record